AUGAAGGCGGGGGACAAGCUAUUUGACAAGAUUGACAAUGUCAUAGGCGGGUGCAAAAUCGGCGUCGUCGUUUUCUCGCCGCUCUAUUGCGACUCCUACUUUUGUUUGCACGAGCUUGCGCUCAUGAUGGACCUUAAGAGGAAGGUCAUCCCCAUCUGCUGCGACGCCAAACCCUCGCAGCUCCGCCUCGUUCAUGAUGGCACCAUGUCACCUGAGGAGGUGAUGAGGUUCCGCUCGGCCUUAGAGGAGGCCAAGCACACCGUCGGCCUCGACUUCGAUUCUCUUAAAGGGUUAGGUUCUAUCAACUAUAUAGAAAAGUGA
Molecule: messenger RNA, 321 nt
Organism: Salvia splendens (bonfire salvia)
Lineage: Eukaryota; Viridiplantae; Streptophyta; Magnoliopsida; Lamiales; Lamiaceae
Product: TIR-only protein
Exons: 1
Coding region: 1-321 (106 amino acids)
Biological process (GO): signal transduction
Source: RefSeq, a predicted model, not a curated record